AUGAGCACUGUAUCUCGAAGCGCUGAAGUCGUCGCGACCAACAGCAAGGCAGAGCGACGCAAGCAGUUGCUGUCGCAGCUAGCGGCCAUCAAACAACAGAAACAACAACAACCCAAGUGCAGUGGUUUGCUUCCUGGAUCAUUUGCCUUGUUCAAACUCAGAGCAGCGUCUCAGAGCUCUGUGGCUCCCGUCGGCAUUGUUGGAGAGACGGACCAAGCGGAUGCCAUUUCUCUACCCGAAAAGCGACACACCGACGGCAGUUUGCCGUACAAAAAACGAACUUUCGACUCGACGGGACCAAAAACAGCCAACGCCCAGCAGGAGGCAAAGCCAAAGAAAAACAAACUGACGGCAGAGAAGCCCCUCCCAAAUUUGAAAAUUAUGAAGAGCAUCCUAAACCUAAAAGGUGGAAAGAAGCCGGUCAUGAAGCCCGUCAAGGAAAAGCAAGCCAAGAGCAUCACGACAAGCACCAACCCUCCAAUCGGCGCUUCCAAGGGUUCUCCCGCCUUUUCUCUGGAAGCUACCGGUGCUUCCUCCUCUUCUGUGACUCUGAAAGCAAAGAGUUCUCCAUCGCCUCCGCCCUCGAGUUCCAAAAGUGCAAAGACGCAAUCCACCGCUGUUGGAAAGGCUCAAUCCACCGCUGCCACUGUUGGAUGGGUGCAUCCCGCAAAAACUGCUCCAGCGCCCUCCUCCUCUACUGAGAAAAGCGUCGUGUCUCUUUCUUCCAACAGCGCCGCCACAUCCACAUCCAACGUGUCCUCGGACUCUGGCGACUCUGCUAGUGUCGUCAUUUCUACAAACUCGAAAACAGCGGGUUCCCCGACAAACGACAACCAGCAACGUCGAAUCAAGACGAAGGGGAACAAGAAUGGCGAAGGACGUAUCCGUUCCAAAGCGUCUCCUGCUUCUUCUAGUGGUUCCGUGUCCACGACAACAACAACCUCUUCUUCGAGUACUCGGAGCAAGGGCGGUUUGCCCAGUCCCUAUGAUGUCAAGCAUAACGUCGAGUCGAGCUUUGCGCUGUUCAACGACCUGGCAGAAAAGGUUUUCGACCCAAGUUCGCCCAUUCGUUUGCUCGCAAACACAAUUGCCAGCUCAUCCCUGCUCUGGCGCGACAUUUGGCUGACUGGAGAAGUCCAGGGGUUGGACUUUGGAAAGAACAUUGAGCAGCAGGUAGGAGAGGAAACAGGUUCCGUUCAUGCUGGCUUUGCAUGGUUCUGCAAUGCUCCAGAUAUUUAUUCCUCACCAAGCACGUUCUUCCACACUCCUCAAAUAAAACAGUCCUUUGUCUUGUGCCUCAAUGUGCGGCUGAUAGCCAAAGCUGAGGCAGUUCUGCUCUCCAAAUUGGUCAAAGACCUCUCCGUAGAAACAAUGGUCAAGGAAUUCCUCUCUUCGCUUUCUCCGGGUGCCUCGGAGCAAUACCCCAAAACCAAAAAGGGCAGGCUUGAUCCUCAGAAUCGGAAUCAGUCCAAGUGCCUUUUGUUUCUGGCCAGGCUUCACUGCGCGCUGCUCUUUCUCGGGAAAUCUGUGGAUGAGGUGGACAAAAAUUUGCUCUCUGUCGUUCAGAAAUGUCUUGCGAUCGUGGAGGAAUUUGCCUCUUUGACUCCCAAAAAGAAGAGAGGAAGAAAGCUGAAGGAUACCGAAGAGCAGCUUGUUGUCGGCGGCACGUUGGAAGGGGAAGGAGAAACUGAUGCGACAACAGUGGCGCCAACGCCAGACAACACCCCUCGCCGAAACGUCCGUCGUGUAUCUGUUCAGAGUGAGGGUGAGGGCGAGGGCUUGGCUUUGGAUGCCAGCGCCAGCACUGGUCCUGAACUCCUCAGAGAGGAGGCUUUCCCCAAGAAGCGUCGUGUAUCUAUUCAGAGUGAGGGCGAGGGAUUGGCUUUGGAGUUCAGCGCCAGUAGUGCCACUGCACUCGAUAAAGAGGAGGCUUCCCCCAAGAAGCGUAAGGCGCGGAAGCGAGCAAUCCUUGAGGACUCAGAUUCGGAAGAUAGCGUUGGCUUCAACCCACCACCCAAGAAGAAGCGUCGUCGCGUUUCCGUGGAUUCUUUUCCUGCCCUCGAGGAGUUGGUUGCCGCCAACAUGUCGGUGGAUGAAGAAAUUAAAAACGCGGUUGAGCUUCAGACGUACUUUCAGGCUGCACUGAAGAUCUUGCAAAGACGCCAGCAGGCCCUAGCUUUGUUGCAGAACAACUACUAG
Messenger RNA from Seminavis robusta, 2199 nucleotides. NCBI's taxonomy places the organism in Eukaryota, Bacillariophyta, Bacillariophyceae, Naviculales, Naviculaceae. The record is from the annotation of a GenBank genome assembly.